Molecule: messenger RNA, 502 nt
Organism: Saccoglossus kowalevskii
Lineage: Eukaryota; Metazoa; Hemichordata; Enteropneusta; Harrimaniidae
Product: putative phospholipid-transporting ATPase IM
Biological process (GO): Golgi organization; phospholipid translocation
Cellular component (GO): trans-Golgi network; plasma membrane
Molecular function (GO): magnesium ion binding; ATP hydrolysis activity; ATP binding
Source: RefSeq, a predicted model, not a curated record
GACAAUUACAUCAAGACUGCCAAGUAUAAUAUCAUUACAUUCCUGCCAAUCAAUUUAUUUGAACAGUUUCAAAGAGUUGCUAAUGCCUAUUUUCUUUUUCUACUUGUGCUCCAGUUAUUGCCAUGGGUUUCAUCAUUGAACCCCAUAACUACCCUUCUACCUCUUGUGUUUGUAUUGACUGUUACAGCCGUCAAAGAUGGUUAUGAUGAUGUCAAAAGACACAAAAAUGAUAAUCUUGUCAACAAUAGAGAAGCUGAAAUCUUGAAGGAGGACAGAUUGAGCAGAUGUAAAUGGCAGAAGAUACAGGUUGGAAAUAUUUUGAAACUAGAGAAUAACCAACCCGUACCUGCUGAUGUCUUAGUUCUUAGUAGCAGUGAACCACACUGUUUAACUUACAUAGAAACAGCUGAUCUUGAUGGUGAAACCAACUUGAAAGUGAAGCAGGCUUUAACAGAAACAACAUCGCUUGGAGAUGAUUUGAAGUUACUCUCUCAAUUUAACU